Molecule: messenger RNA, 2444 nt
Organism: Athalia rosae (coleseed sawfly)
Lineage: Eukaryota; Metazoa; Arthropoda; Insecta; Hymenoptera; Athaliidae
Gene: Arglu1
Product: UPF0430 protein CG31712-like
Exons: 6
Coding region: 222-1046 (274 amino acids)
Cellular component (GO): mitochondrion; nucleoplasm
Molecular function (GO): cadherin binding
Source: RefSeq, a predicted model, not a curated record
AGGGAACGUGAAUUCCAGUGGAUUCUUCAUUGCAUCAACCUUGGAUCAACCGAGUUACGUUGUUGAACGUCAUACGGCGUUCGUUACGUGUCUUUUUACUUUAAAUGAACUAAAAUUUCGACGCUCGCGUGUUGUAUAAGUUUGAAAAAUAAGUGCGCGAAGUGUUUCAAUAAUAGUAUUUUAUUAGUAAUAGGACAGGUUGUUACUAGUGGGGGAAUAAAAUGGGCAGAUCGCGAUCACGAAGUAAAUCUCCAUCUAGUAGGAGACGACACAAAAGUAAACACUCCCGUAAACGCUCCAAAUCUCGCGAAAAACAUACCAGUAGCAAGUAUGCAGAGAAACCUAAAGAGCGAAGCUCAAAGUCAAGAAAAAGAUCACAUUCCGCCUCAACCAGUAGCGGUUCCGACGUUUCAGAUGAUGUGCACAUCGUGAGUCAUAAAAAACGUUCAUACAGAGACAGGGAUCGUAAGAUGGAUGAGGUCGAGAGGCUUGCCGAAAUGGAAAGGCAAAGGAAAAAGAGAGAGUCGGAUAAAAAGUUAAUGAACAAAAUCCUUGCCACAAGUGCGGUCGGGCGGCAGCGAGAAGUGGAGCAAAAGAUGGUAGAGGAAGAAGCUGCGAAACGAAUUGAAGAACUUGUACAAAAGCGAGUAGAAGAGGAACUGGAGAAACGGAAGGAGGAGAUAGAAGCUGAGGUACAGCGACGGGUGGAGGAGGCCAAACGGGCUAUGGAGCGUCAAAUGAUGGAGGAGAUGGAGUGGCGCCAAGCCAAACUUAGAGAGGAGGAGAAACGAAGAGAGGAGGAAGAACGGAAAAAGCGAGAGGAGCUUGAGAGGAUCUUGGAGGAGAACAACAAAAAAAUUGAGGAGGCGCAGAAAAAACUGGCCGAGGAAAGGCUGGCGAUGGUCGAGGAGCAACGCCUGAUGGAAGAGGAGAGACAAAAAAUGCGGAAAGAGCACGAGAAGCGUGUAAAAGAGGAACAGAAGAAAAUACUGGGAAAGAAUAAUUCAAGGCCAAAGUUAUCCUUUUCAUUGAAACCAGUUACGUGAGCUGUGCUACUGGUGUGUAAGUGUGAUGUGAUAUGGUAUGUGUAAUUGUGAUAUACUUAUAAUUUUCCUGUACUUUAGCCAUUAUGUGUCAAGAGAGACGUAUAUUUUGACAUUGAUACUAGAGAGAUUCUCUUCCACCUCAAAUGUGCUAACUGCCUUUCAUUGUAACAUAUUUUAUAGAUUGAAUGUUGCUACAAUUUUAUAGAUCCUUGGAAUCCAAUUGUACGAUUAUCUACUUUGAAAACUGUCCAUAGACGUAGUAUGAAUUUUACAUUUGUUGCACCAAUUGAUGCAAAUGUUAAUCGUUGCCUGGUAUGAUCUCUGACUGUGUGUGGCCACAUUUUUAACAUUCUCACUAGCGACAGUAGCUCUACAGAUAUUGGAAGAUUAUCUGAAUGUGUGAGACAAUCGUUCUAGUAUCAAUCAUGUGUAUAUACCAAUUUCAGCUUAUUUUGCACACUAAAAAUAAGUAAUGCGGAAAUUAUUGAUUGCACAAUAGCAAUUUUGCCUAAUAUUGCAACAUUAUUGAAAUAAAAAUGAACGAGUGUGACCAGAAGCACUGCGCUUACAUGGAAAAUUUUCAUGUACAAUACUUUAGAAAAUUUGAAGUAGACGUUAAUUGGUACUAGCAUCAAUAACCGGCUACCGAAUUUUCUUGUAAAUUAAACAUUAAAAACUUUAAUAGCAUAGCAGCGAAUCUCGUAUUAAUUUAAGAUCCGUUAACGAACAACCAUGCUUUGCUAAAAUUAUAGGUUUAAGGCUUUUGAUACAGAGUGGAAAUCCUAAGCAUCAGGUAACAUGUUUUACUUUCUAGAAAAUAUAUAUUCAAUUAUUACAGUUCCCAUGUAUCGUACCUCAUAAUAACCAGGCUAGUAGCAAUUAAUUAGAUGGCUUCACUUGAAAUAAAAAAAAAAAAAAAAUUGUAAAUAUCCAGUGCAGCGAUUGACAGGUGAUGGAGACUGUAGAACAGCUGUUUCCACAAAGUCCGUGUCGUUCUGUUGUUACAUCUCACCAGAGGUAAUAAUUAUAUUAUGUUGCCUUUGUUAUAACUCAUUUCCAAAUAAGCGAAGAUUGAAUAAAUCGGUGAUUAAAUAUCUGAUUAGUACGAAUGUGUAUUCCGAUUAUAUCCGUAAUAUUUGGAUUCCUUGAAUACAAACAAAGCAUCGAAGGAAUUCGAAUGAAUCGAGUAUAUAAUCUAAUGAUUCUUUUUGACUAAAAUUUGUAACGAGUGAAAAUGGUACCAAACGCAGAAAUAAUUUUGGGUAUUGAACCUUACAAUCAGUUUGUACAGUUUGAUUCUGAUUCUGAGAGCAAAUCAAGUACACUUGUUAACAUAAGGUUACAUGAGUUAAUCACCACUAUGUUAAUUGUAUGUACAAUAAAACAGAUUUUUAUUAA